AUGUCAGAAUUCAAGGUCAAAACUGGGCUAGCCCAGAUGUUGAAGGGCGGUGUAAUUAUGGACGUCGUUACACCUGAACAGGCUAUUAUCGCUGAAAGAGCGGGCGCUUGUGCUGUAAUGGCAUUAGAACGCAUUCCAGCUGACAUGCGCAAGUCUGGCCAAGUAUGCCGCAUGUCAGAUCCCCACAUGAUCAAAGAAAUUAUGGAAGCUGUUUCGAUUCCAGUGAUGGCAAAGGUCCGUAUAGGACACUUUGUGGAGGCACAAAUCUUAGAAGCGCUACAAGUAGAUUACAUCGACGAAAGUGAAGUCUUGACUCCAGCUGAUUGGACACACCACAUUGAAAAGAAUAAUUUUACGGUCCCAUUUGUUUGCGGUGCCAAGGAUUUGGGUGAGGCAUUGAGAAGAAUAAACGAAGGUGCUGCAAUGAUCCGUACCAAAGGUGAAGCAGGUACUGGUGAUGUUUCCGAAGCUGUCAAGCACAUCACCAAGAUUAAGGCGGAAAUCCAGCAGUAUAGAGAGACUUUGAAAGACGAGUCGGAUUUUGCUGCAAAAUCCGCAGAACUACGGGUUCCCAUAGAGUUAUUGAAAACCACACUAUCAAAGGGAAAGCUUCCUGUAGUCAAUUUCGCUGCUGGUGGGGUUGCUACUCCCGCAGACGCUGCUUUAUUGAUGCAAUUGGGCUGUGAAGGCGUUUUUGUUGGCUCAGGUAUAUUCAAAUCAUCAGAUCCUGAGAAGUUGGCAUGCGCUAUUGUUGAAGCCACAACUCACUACGAUAACCCAGAAAAACUAUUAAAAGUGUCCAGCGAUUUGGGUGAUUUGAUGGGAGGCAUUUCCAUCCAAUCAAUCAAUGAAGCAGGAGGUAAAAACAGCGCAAGACUUUCUGAAAUCGGGUGGUAG
Saccharomyces paradoxus is the source of this 897-nucleotide messenger RNA. RefSeq names its product pyridoxal 5'-phosphate synthase subunit PdxS. Bases 1 to 897 code for a protein of 298 amino acids. The transcript has a single exon. NCBI's taxonomy places the organism in Eukaryota, Fungi, Ascomycota, Saccharomycetes, Saccharomycetales, Saccharomycetaceae. Gene Ontology annotation, molecular function: amine-lyase activity. Gene Ontology annotation, biological process: amino acid metabolic process; pyridoxine biosynthetic process; pyridoxal 5'-phosphate biosynthetic process. The record is from RefSeq and is a predicted model, not a curated record.